UGGGACCCCGCCUCUUCCAGCCGGGAUUACCUGGCUUGGUUGGGCAUUUGGCGUCAUCCCGAAAACAUGGCGCAAACCAAUCAGCGGCAAAUCUGCUCUUCUGAGCGGCUGUUCGUUGGUUGAUAAGCCAGAGCCUGUUCUGUUGUCUGUAUUGGCUAUUACCGCUAUCAGUCAGGGCCGUGGGUCGAACCUUCCCCUACUCUUUGUCUAUACAAGCUCUUGUUGUCUGGGAGAGCUGCGAAGGCGCUGCUGUGGAUUGGCCACAGGAGAAACCACUGAUCUGUUCCUAUUGGCCCGUCCGUCGAGGGACGAUGCUGAUUGGUAGGGCAGAGCAAUCUGAGUCCUAGUUGGUGGAGUUCUCCCCGGAUGGACGCUCCGGCCGCGGAGUGAUGGUGGCGGCAGCGAAGAUGGGCCAGACAGGGACCAUGGCGGUGGCAGCAGAGGUGGCAGGGGCGGGGCGGCUGGCGGUAGAGGAGGCUGUGGUCCUCAGGGGGCUGUAGGUGGAGGCAUGGCUCGGGCCAGCAGCGGGAACGGCAGCGAGGAGGCCUGGGGGGCACUUCGGGCGCCGCAACAGCAGCUUCGAGAGCUGUGCCCAGGAGUGAACAACCAGCCCUACCUCUGUGAGAGUGGUCACUGCUGCGGGGAGACUGGCUGCUGCACCUACUACUAUGAGCUCUGGUGGUUCUGGCUGCUCUGGACUGUUCUCAUCCUCUUUAGCUGCUGUUGCGCCUUCCGCCACCGACGAGCUAAACUCCGGCUGCAACAACAGCAGCGGCAGCGUGAGAUCAACUUGUUGGCCUAUCAUGGGGCAUGCCACGGGGCUGGUCCUUUCCCUACCGGUUCACUGCUUGACCUUCGCCUCUUCAGCACCUUCAAGCCCCCAGCCUACGAAGAUGUGGUUCACCGCCCAGGCACACCACCCCCUCCUUAUACUGUGGCCCCAGGCCACCCCUUGACUGCUUCCAGUGAACAAACCUGCUGUUCCUCCUCAUCCAGCUGCCCUGCCCACUUUGAGGGAACAAAUGUGGAAGGUCUUUCCUCCCACCAGAGUGCCCCCCCUCAUCAGGAGAGUGAGCCUGGGGCAGGGGUGAGCCCUGCCCCCACACCCCCCUCCUGCCGCUAUCGCCGUCUAACUGGUGACUCGGGUAUUGAGCUCUGCCCUUGUCCUGUCUCCGGUGAGGGUGAGCCAGUUAAGGAGGCGAGGGCUAGUGCCACCCUGCCAGAUCUGGAGGACUACUCCCCUUGUGCACUGCCCCCAGAGUCUGUACUGCAGGUCUCUCCCUUGGGGCUGGCUUCCAGUGAAGAGGACAUCCCAUAAGUAGUUUUGAGAAGGUGGGUGGGUUACUUGCCCACCAGAAACAGCCCUGGUCCCAACUCCUUUCGUUCCCUUUGGCCCCUUCCUGCUCACCUGCCCAUCUAGAAUCUGCCUGAAAGGGCCGGAGCCCUGAGGAAAGGGGCAGUAUUUGGGGGAACUGUGCUAGCUUUAUCCCCCAAGACAUACACAGGAGCCUUUAAUCUCAUUAAAGAGAUGUGAACCAGCCA
Molecule: messenger RNA, 1542 nt
Organism: Cebus imitator (Panamanian white-faced capuchin)
Lineage: Eukaryota; Metazoa; Chordata; Mammalia; Primates; Cebidae
Gene: WBP1
Product: WW domain binding protein 1
Molecular function (GO): WW domain binding
Source: RefSeq, a predicted model, not a curated record